AUGCACAGCCACCCAGAGGCAUCCGGGUGGUCGUCUGAGGAGGAGCAUAGGACAAGGCCGGGUUCCGGUUGGUCGAGCGAUGAGGACAAGCCUGCGAGUGGGUACGGACACCACAGAGGGUGGUCGUCUCAGGACAAAGGCAAGCCCCCCAUGCAUCCUAUUGAUGAAGGGAGAGCGCCCGAGCGACCGCCGAGCUGGUCUGUGCCUGACGAUGAGCGAGCCCCUCAGCAGCAACACACCGGCUGGUCCAUUGAGGAUGAGGAAGAGCAGAGGACUGGCCACCACACUGGCUGGUCCAUGUCCGACAUGGGGAAAGGCGAGCACCACACUGCUUGGUCCAUGGCGGAAGAGGUGCCCCCGACAAAUGUCACGGGCUGGGAUGGGGGGAGUGGCAACCCCCCGAGCCACAAUGGCUGGCCCAUGAUGGAUGAGCGGGUGCCUGUCGGUCCGCGUGGAGGUGAGCAGUGGCGUUCCAACGAUCAGGCUAGGCCUGAGGCGCAGAGCAUGGGGAACCCGAUCCCCCAGGAGCAGAGGUCUGAGUACAUUUCACCCGCACCGAGGGAUGUGAGGCCCGCGGCAUGGGAGUACGAGGGCCGUCGCGGCAAGCCAAGUGCCAGUCACAAGCAGCUGUUGGGCCCACAGGGCAGGGAGGUGCAGGAGCAGCCGGAGCACUCUGGCUGGUCCUUCGAGGCAGCUCCCAACCCCAGCGUGGGCAGACAGGACCUGACGCCUGGCAGGCAGGACAGGCUCCUGAGCGAGAGCGGCGCGGGGCUCAUGCGCGGUGACGAGGAACGGGUCCGAGGGGGUGAACGUUCUGCUGGGCUGUUAUCAUGUAUUUUUGGUUUGGGCUGUUUGAAGGGUAGCAGUAGCAAGAGAAGGACGUGA
Ostreobium quekettii is the source of this 885-nucleotide messenger RNA. Lineage: Eukaryota; Viridiplantae; Chlorophyta; Ulvophyceae; Bryopsidales; Ostreobiaceae. The record is from the annotation of a GenBank genome assembly.